Molecule: messenger RNA, 5756 nt
Organism: Tupaia belangeri chinensis (Chinese tree shrew)
Lineage: Eukaryota; Metazoa; Chordata; Mammalia; Scandentia; Tupaiidae
Gene: KIF14
Product: kinesin family member 14
Exons: 30
Coding region: 271-5211 (1646 amino acids)
Biological process (GO): microtubule-based movement
Molecular function (GO): microtubule motor activity; microtubule binding; ATP binding
Source: RefSeq, a predicted model, not a curated record
CGGUGGUCUCAGUCCUGGUCCUCUUUCGACUCCCCAGAAUUCCGGGUCUGCGGCGAGCGGGUCCCCGAAGGCAGAGAGCCCGAGGCAGCGCCCCUGCGGGCCCGGGAAGCUGGACGCCAGGUCGCUGGCACCCGCGGAGUCUCGCCGGAGCGGUUGGAGCAGAUAUUUCUGGAAACUGCUACAUAAGAAGUGGCCGGAAGUCAGAUGAAUGUCCAAAGAAGAGCUUAGGUUCUUCAGCAGUAUUGUUUUUGACAAUUCAUUGCUGCCAGCAUGCACAGUGCUCAUAGCAGAAACCACAGUGAUAGCCUCGGCCUUCCUUCUUCCCACAAGGGUUCAUCUCUGGCCGCCCUCGCCCACACUAGCCGACUUCAGCUGUGUUUGAAGUCAGAUGUGUCAGAAUGUGAAAAUGAUGAUCCAUUAUUGAAAUCUGCAAGUAAAAUCAGAGACAUAAAUAGCACGUAUGUUAUUUCUGCCUGUAAAAAGACGGGAGAUUUGCCCCUCACCCCUAACCCGAAGAGCAGAUUGACACUUCAGAGAAGAACUCCAAGGAACAAAGAAUCGUCUGUGCUGGGUAGUGAGCCAGGGGUCACAGCUGAAAACACAGUGGAGCCUCGUCUCGCAUUACAGCGCCGUGUGAACACGCACUGUGUGGAAAAGCGGGGAGCAGCUAACGUGGAUUCCGCGGGAAGGUGGGGAACAACGCAGGAUGUGGGAUGUGAAACCGGAAACGAUCGCGCUUCAGAGGGAACAGAUGCAAAUGUAAAUAUUGUAAAUAAUGACAAAACAUCUUUUGUUGCAUCUUCUGUACAGUUAGCUGAGGGCUUAAAAGACGUGGAAGUGAUGGCUAAGGAAAAAUACAAAGAAACACUUUCUGUCCUCAGUGGGGCGAAUGAAAAUGUUGCACUGAAGUGCGGGAGUGAGAGCGCGCCCUGUGGUUCCCGCGGUGGGACUGAGGUGGGGAGAUCAGGAUACUUGGCCGUGAAACGGACUCAGAGCAAGCUGGAUGUCAGAGUGCCGGGAAUAGGAAACUUACAUCAUAGAAGUAUUGGGAAGGACAGUGCAAAAAACACAAAUAAGCUUGGAAACUUUGAGAAAAGAACCCCCGUGAAAUGUAUGACAGAACACAGGUUGACACCAAAGUGUAGCGCGCUGCAGCACAAGAGCCCAGCUGCGUCCACACCGAAAAACAGGACGCCCAACUCCCUAGUUCAACAAAGGCCAAAAAGUUCCCUUCUUGCAAAUAAAAGGGAAAGGUCACAAGAAAAUACACUCCCUGCUGAGGAAGAAAUCGCAGUUCAGAACACCUCUGCAGAAACAGACCUCUUAAAAGUCGAGAGCAGUCAAGUGACAGUGGCAGUGCGUGUGAGGCCUUUCAGCAAAAGAGAGAAGAGUGAAAAUGCAUCCCAGGUGGUCUUCAUGAAUGGAGAAGAAAUCACCGUGAAACAUCCUGACAUGAAACAAGUUUAUACUUUUGUUUAUGAUGUGUCAUUCUGGUCUUUUGAUGAACAUCACCCUCACUACGCUAGCCAGACAGCUGUCUAUGAGACUCUAGCAUCACCACUUCUAGAAAGAGCCUUUGAGGGCUACAAUACCUGUCUCUUUGCUUAUGGUCAGACUGGCUCUGGAAAAUCAUAUACGAUGAUGGGAUUUAGUGAAGAACCAGGAAUAAUUCCAAGAUUUUGUGAAGACCUUUUUGCACAAAUAGCCAAAAAGCGAACCCAAGAGGUCAGCUAUCACCUUGAAAUGAGUUUCUUUGAAGUAUAUAAUGAAAAAAUUCAUGACCUUUUGGUUUGUAAAGGCGAAAAUGGUCAGAGAAAGCAACCGCUGAGAGUAAGGGAGCAUCCUGUUUUUGGACCAUAUGUGGAAGCACUGUCAAUGAAUGUUGUCAGUUCUUACUCUGAUAUCCAGAGCUGGUUAGAAUUGGGAAAUAAGCAGAGGGCGACUGCUGCCACCGGCAUGAAUGACAAGAGCUCCCGUUCUCACUCAGUGUUCACCCUGGUGAUGACCCAGACCAAGACCGAACUUGUGGAAGGGGAAGAACAUGACCACAGAAUAAUGAGCCGCAUAAACCUCGUCGACCUGGCGGGCAGUGAGCGCUGCUCCGCCGCGCACACCAGUGGAGAGCGCCUGAAGGAAGGAGUGAGUAUUAACAAAUCCCUGCUCACUUUGGGGAAGGUUAUAUCUGCACUCUCUGAACAAGCAAACCGAAAGAGGGUCUUCAUUCCUUAUCGAGAAUCUGUUCUUACCUGGCUGUUAAAAGAAAGUCUGGGUGGAAAUUCAAAAACUGCAAUGAUUGCUACAAUCAGCCCUGCUGCCAGCAACAUAGAAGAAACCUUAAGUACACUUAGGUAUGCUAACCAAGCCCGACUGAUAGUGAACGUCGCCAAAGUCAACGAAGAUAUGAAUGCUAAGUUAAUCAGAGAACUGAAAGCAGAAAUUGAAAAGCUAAAAGCUGCUCAGAGAAACAUUCGGAAUAUUGACCCUGAACGGUAUAGGCUCUGCCGGCAAGAAAUAACAUCCUUAAGAAUGAAAUUGCACCAACAGGAGAGAGACAUGGCAGAAAUGCAAAGAGUUUGGAAAGAAAAGUUUGAACAAGCUGAAAAAAGAAAAUUGCAAGAAACAAAGGAAUUACAGAAAGCAGGAAUUACAUUUCAGAUGGACAACCAUUUGCCAAACCUCGUUAAUCUCAAUGAAGACCCACAGCUGUCAGAGAUGCUGCUGUAUAUGAUCAAAGAGGGAACAACCACGGUUGGGAAGUACAGAGCAGACGCGAGCCACGACAUCCAGUUAUCUGGGGUGCUGAUCGCUGACGACCAUUGUACUAUCAGAAAUUUUGGGGGGACAGUGAGUAUUGUCCCAGCUGGGGAAGCGAAGACAUACGUGAAUGGAAAACGCAUCUUGGAACCCACAGUCUUACAUCAUGGUGACCGGGUGAUUCUCGGUGGAGAUCAUUAUUUUAGAUUUAACCAUCCAGUGGAAGUCCAAAUAGGGAAAAGAACGACUGGUAGAGAUACUCUUACAAGUGAGGGUCCGAAAGACUUUGAAUUUGCAAAAAAUGAGUUGCUCGUGGCCCAGCGAUCACAACUUGAAGCAGAGAUGAAAGAGGAAUGGUUGAAAGCAAAGGAAGAAAUGAUGCAAGAAAUCCAGAUUGCAAAAGAAAUGGCUCAGCAACAGCUCUCUUCUCAGAAAGCUGCAUAUGAGGGCAAGAUCAAAGCCCUGGAGGCAGAGCUGAAAGAAGAGUGUCAAAGAAAGAAAAUGCAGGAAAUAAAUAACCAAAAGGCCAACCACAAAAUUGAGGAAUUACAGGAGGCAAAGCAGCAUCUCGAACAGGAAGUCUACCUCAACAGGAAGCGGUUAGAGAUGGAGACCUUGGCUACGAAGCAGGCUUUAGAAGACCAUAGCAUCCGCCAUGCAAGAAUUCUGGAAGCUUUAGAAACUGAAAAGCAAAAGAUUGCAAAAGAAGUACAAAUUCUACAGCAGAAUCGGAGUAACAAGGAUAAAAGUUUUAUGGUUCAGUCCAGUUGGAGUUCCAUGAAGCUUUCCAUGAUGAUCCAGGAAGCCAAUGCCAUCAGCAACAAACUGAAAAAAUACUAUGUUUUUGGCAGACAUGAUGUAUCAGGUAAAGGUGGUCCCGACACUUCCAUUCGGGUUCGUAACCUGCAACUAGGGAUCUCAACUUUUUGGAGUCUGGAAAAGUUUGAAUCUAAACUUGCAGCCAUGAAAGAACUUUAUGAGAAUAACGGCAGUAACAGGGGUGAAGAAGUUUUUUGUGAUCCUGAAGAUGAAUGGGAACCUGAUGUUACAAACGCACCAGUUUCUUCAUUUUCUAGAAGGAGGAGCAGGAGUUUGAUGAAGAACAGAAGAAUUUCUGGCUGUUUACAGGACAUCCAGGUCCACCCGAUUGAGAACCUGCUUCCUGCACAUUCGUCAGGCUUAAUGGAAAAGUCAAGCGCUAUCUACUCAAAUUCAACAGAAUCAUUUCUUCCUGGGAUUUGCAAAGAAUUGAUUGGUUCAUCAUUAGAAUUCCUUGGUCAGAGUUACGAUGAAGAAAAAACUAUAGAAGACAGCCUGAUGAAUAAUUUUCUUACAAUUUAUAAUGGGCUCCUUGCCGUUUCCAAAGCCCACGAAGAGCAAGAUGAAGAAAGUCAAGAUAACUUGUUCUCUGAUCGAGCAACGCAGUCCCUGACCAUCCGGAUCGCUUGUGCUUUUGAGCAGCUUGUGCUGCUCCUUAGGCACUGGCUGCGCGAUGCCCUACCUUGUGCCGGCGCGGCGAGGCUCGAGGAUGAGUUGAGACAAGAAGUUAAGAAGCUGGGAGGUUACUUACAAUUAUUUCUGCAGGGAUGCUGUUCAGAUAUUUCAUCAAUGGUAAAAGAAGCACAAAAGAAAGUGAUCCAAAUUAUACAACAAGCUGUAAAGUACGUGGGACAAUUAACGGUCCUGAAAGGGAGCAAGCUUCAUUUUCUGGAAGACAGUAACCAUAAGGUUGCCAGUGACCAGGAAGAACUUGUGGUUGCUGUUUGUGAUGGUAUAGGCUUAGGAAUGAAGAUCCUUUUAGAUUGUGGACUGGAGAAAGCAAAAGAGCUCCAGCAGGAACUCUCAAAAGAGUGUACACAAGAGGAGGUUACUGAACAGAUAAAAGCUAAUGCCAUAGGACUGAUUAGAUCUCUUGAAGACAUCUUUGCUGAAUGGAAAAUGGAACAUUUCAGAACUCAAGAAGAAAAUUCUGGAUACCAAGAUUCCAAGAAGAUAGUUAUUCUUGCCCCAGAAUUCUUAAAAUUAAAUCAGUGCUUGGAGAAAGCUAUUCAAAUGAUUAUUUCUACACUGAGAGGCUGCCACCAGGAUGUCAGUCUGCUCCGGGACUGUGUGGAAGGCAUUUGCAACGUGGCCAGGGGUUUUCACAGUGACGUCUGCGUACCCUCCUCCACCUCUGUUGACAGCUGCCAGAGGGGACCACCUCAGGCUGGCCACAGGGAGCUAGAGUCUCUAGCGAAGUCACUCCUCUUAUGUUUCGAAUUCGAAGAAAGACCCAAUUUGUUGAAGCCCUGGGAAACUCGUAAUCAGAAUAGCAGAAAGGAAGAACAGCAGCCCAGACCUGGCAGGACGGACUGCAGCAGGCCCAAAGGUGUGCCGAAGCGCGUCUAUGAGCUCCACCGCCCGUCCCCAGCAGGGGGCGCUGACGGGUGCAUGCCCGCUAGGAUCCAGUGGGUGUGAGUGCAGGCGUGGGGACACUUCAUGACCAUCUGUGAGCCUGGCAGGCAGUUCCCCUUAUGCAGGGCUAUAUUAAAGGAAUCAGUGUAAAUACUUCAAGAAGUCCACCCUGGACCUUACUGGGGAUAAGCAUCGUGGAGACCCGAUUGCAAACCACAAAAAUGGACCAGGGCCAGACCGUGGAGGGCCACAGAAUGAAAUGAGGAAUUCGGAACCAAGUGGCUAGUCACGCCUCUAGUUUCUUCCUGCCUUGAAUUUCACGUUUGUCCGUAACAUCGAUAUGUUCUCACUACUUGGUUCCUUCGUCUGUUUGUAAAAGGUCAGGUUCUGGCGAGUAGAAACGCAGACAGUCGGAUGCCCUGGGCUGUGUCUGCUCUCCCUGCAGACAGCCAGGAGGGGUCUGUGGUGAGAGUGCCGACCAAACAACGAGGCCAGCUUCCCUCGUGUUGUUGUCUAAGACUUGCUGCCGUUUGUAAUCGUAUGUUCGAGGGCAUAGUUUCCUAUUUCUUCCCAAAAUAAAAGUGACUCUCUAAAAAAAAAUAUAUAUA